UACAUACAUACAUACAUACAUACAUAUAACUCCAUACAUUUCUCUCCCUCCUCUCUCUCUCUCUCUCUAGCUCUCUCUAGAGUUUGAGUGUGAGUGUGAGUCUGAAAAAUAUGGCUAGUUGGGUAGUAUCAGAAUGUGGUGUAAGGCCAAUUCCAAGAAUCUACACCAAACCAACAAAAACAUCUGCUUUGAAUUCCAUCCAAUCAAAUUUCAGAAUUCCCACAGCACAUUCUUCAUUCUGUUUCCCAAUUAUUAAUGUUGGGUUGUUUACCCAACACAGAAACUGGGUUUUGAAGGUGAGCGCGCCGCCGCCUUCAAUAACUCACCAAACGGAGGAAGAAGAAGAAGAAGAAGAAUUCGACGCGGGGGCACCACCCCCAUUCAAGCUGACAGAUAUAAAGGCAGCAAUUCCGAAGCAUUGUUGGGUUAAGGAUCCAUGGCGGUCAAUGAGUUACGUUGUCAGAGAUGUUGCUGUCGUUUUCGGAUUGGCCGCCGUUGCAGCUUAUUACAACACCUGGAUUCUUUGGCCUCUGUACUGGUUUGCUCAGUCCACUAUGUUCUGGGCUCUCUUUGUUCUUGGCCAUGACUGUGGGCAUGGAAGCUUCUCGAAUGAUCCCAAGUUGAACAGUGUUGCUGGUCAUCUCCUUCACUCUUCUAUUCUUGUCCCUUAUCAUGGAUGGAGAAUUAGUCACAGGACUCACCAUCAGAACCACGGGCACGUCGAGAACGAUGAAUCUUGGCACCCGUUACCUGAGAAAAUUUACAAGAAUUUGAACAAUGCCACCAAGAAGUUGCGUUUCACAUUGCCCUUUCCCAUGCUGGCAUAUCCCAUCUAUCUGUGGAAUAGAAGUCCUGGGAAAAAAGGGUCUCACUUCAAUCCAGACAGUGAUUUGUUUGUCCCAAAUGAGAGGAAAGAUGUAAUAACCUCUACAGUUUGUUGGACAGCAAUGUCUGCGUUACUCGUCGGAUUAUCUUUCGUUAUGGGUCCCGUUCAGUUGCUCAAACUCUACGGCAUACCUUAUCUCGGUUUUGUGAUGUGGCUUGAUUUAGUUACCUACUUACAUCACCAUGGCCAUGAGGAUAAGCUUCCUUGGUACCGCGGAAAGGAAUGGAGUUAUUUGAGAGGUGGGCUUACAACACUCGAUCGUGAUUACGGAUGGAUAAACAACAUCCACCAUGACAUAGGGACUCACGUCAUACAUCAUCUAUUCCCCCAAAUCCCACACUAUCAUUUGAUUGAAGCGACUGAAGCAGCAAAGCCGGUGCUCGGAAAAUAUUACAGGGAGCCUAAAAAAUCGGGGCCUAUUCCAAUUUACUUGCUGGGAGUACUCCUAAGAAGCAUGAGAAAGGAUCAUUAUGUGAGUGACACUGGUGAUAUUCUCUAUUACCAGACCGAUCCUGAAUUGAAUUAAGGAAACUCGAUUAUGGAUUUCUCGCAACAAUUAGUGAUUUAAUUAAUUUAUUUAUUUAUACAUAUUCCUGUCUGGACCUAUUCAGACAAACCGAAAAAGAGAAAUGGAUUUUAUUGUCCUUGUGGUUUAUGAAAUACACUGCAGCUUAUUGUUA
Messenger RNA from Erythranthe guttata (spotted monkey flower), 1566 nucleotides. It is a transcript of the gene FAD8, whose product is annotated as fatty acid desaturase 8. Gene Ontology annotation, biological process: lipid metabolic process. Gene Ontology annotation, molecular function: oxidoreductase activity, acting on paired donors, with oxidation of a pair of donors resulting in the reduction of molecular oxygen to two molecules of water. The record is from RefSeq and is a predicted model, not a curated record. NCBI's taxonomy places the organism in Eukaryota, Viridiplantae, Streptophyta, Magnoliopsida, Lamiales, Phrymaceae.